Hyaloscypha bicolor E is the source of this 330-nucleotide messenger RNA. RefSeq lists its product as uncharacterized. The record is from RefSeq and is a predicted model, not a curated record. Bases 1 to 330 code for a protein of 109 amino acids. The transcript has 4 exons. Lineage: Eukaryota; Fungi; Ascomycota; Leotiomycetes; Helotiales; Hyaloscyphaceae.
AUGCCCGCGACCGACGUAUGGACAAUCGCUUGGGGUGGAGGAACACCCAACUUCAGGAACUCAAAGGGUUCACGCCCGACAGACCUCGCUUACACGAGACAUUUGCAGUCACAUACCAGUCAAGAGAUUUCGCUGAUGACUGAAAACACGACAUCGGCUGGCCAACAACCCGCCUCCCAGCACGAAAUCUUUCACCGACCAAAUUACAUGAAACGGCCACAUUCCAUCAUCAAGGUCUCCAAUUUCGCCACCCGCAAAGCGAUGGAAGAUAAUGAAAACGUUGUUGAUGAAAGAGUCGAUUCGACAAGAACUGCUUUCGGGCUAUGGUGA